This is a messenger RNA of Nerophis ophidion (straightnose pipefish), 1762 nucleotides long. RefSeq names its product serine/threonine-protein kinase ULK4-like. The coding region runs from base 49 to 1005 and encodes 318 amino acids. The record is from RefSeq and is a predicted model, not a curated record. NCBI's taxonomy places the organism in Eukaryota, Metazoa, Chordata, Actinopteri, Syngnathiformes, Syngnathidae. Gene Ontology annotation, biological process: protein phosphorylation. Gene Ontology annotation, molecular function: ATP binding; protein kinase activity. The transcript has 9 exons.
CACCUGUCUUCCGGUUGGGAAAACAUCACUGCGCCAGAAAGUUAGUAGAUGGAUAACUUCAUCCUGUAUGAGGAGCUAGGAAGCGGCUCUACAUCUGUUGUCUACAAAGGACGGAGAAAGGGACAUCUGAACUAUGUAGCCCUUAAAUGCAGUGACAAAGCCAAGAGACCUGAAAUCACAAACCAUGUUCGUCUUAGCCAAUUGGUGGAUCAUCCCAACAUUGUACACUUUUAUGAAUGGUACGAGACCAAAAAGCACUUGUGGUUAGUGACUGAGAUCUGCACAGGUGGUUCCUUGGAGUCUGUGAUAAAGCGGGAUGGAUGUCUUCCAGAGGAUGUGGUCAGGAAGUUUGGAUGGGACCUGGUCAAAGGACUGAACCACAUCUACAAGUUAGGAAUCAUUUUUUCUGACUUGACACCUACUAAGAUCCUGGUAGACAGUAGUGGCAUGUUAAAAUUAGGAAACUUCUGUCAUUCUAAGACUGAGAAAGAAACUCUUAAAGAUUUCUUCUCAUUGUGUUGUGAAGAUGCAAAGGAUGAAAAAUAUGAUGAAAUGAUGAAAAAAAGGAUUGAAGGUUCAACAACUUACAAGGCCCCAGAGGUUCAACAAGGGGCAGAAACUACUGUGAAAUCUGAUCUGUGGGCUCUUGGUUGUAUCCUCUACUACAUGUACACUGGUAGGCCAUUCUCCUUUGAUAACGACAGUGAACACUCUGAAAUAAAUUUAGAUCAGCAACCAUCAUCUUCUGUGCAGACAGUGUCUCCAACCACUUCUCCCACCCAGGACUUUCAAAAUCUUCUGAGAGGUUUACUCACCAGAAACCCAGAUGAGAGAAUGAACUUGUCAGAUGUACUCAAUCACAAUUUCUGGACUCAAGGACUGAAUGAGGAAGAGGACUUAGAGGAACUAGAAGAAAUGGGAGCCGAAGAAGGGCACUGUGCAAAGACAAUAAAAGGCAGACAGAUGGACAGUGUUGUUUCAAAUAGUUGGGAGUGUGUUUUAUGACAUCAUUUUUGACUUUACGCUUUUUAAUAGUGGAUAAAGUCUAAUACUAAACACUAGGGGUGGCCCGAUACUACUUUUUUUAAACUUCUGAUACGAUAGUGUUAUUGGAGCCUUGAGUGUUAGCCGAUACUGAUAUUAACCAAACACAAUGUCACCACGAAUCAUACAUACAUUCAUUAUUUUGUAAUGUUGAAUGUUAUGAAAGGCUUCAUCAAGUGAAAUUUCUUAGACAACAAUGGUAGGUAUGAAUAACACUAACCCAGUGGUUCUUAACCUGGGUUCGAUCGAACCAUAGGUGUUCGGUGAGUCGGCCUCAGGGGUUCGGCGGAGCCUCCGCCGCGGAGGUCAAGACACACCCAACUUAUCGUGUAAAUAAAAACUUCUCCCUAUCGGCGGAUUAUGGAUACCCCAAAACAAUGUUCCCUCUAAUGUUCCCUCUGAUUUGCAGGUGUGUAAUUAGUUGUGAGUUCAUGCACUCUGUUGGUUUUGUUGUUUGAACAAGAUGAUGUUCAUGCACGGUUCAUUUUGUGCACCAGUAAAAAAACAUAUAACUUUGUCUUGAAUUUGAAACAUUUUUUUAAAUUUUUCACGAAAGAAGGGUUUGAAUGCGCAUAUGAAACUGGUGGGGUUCGAUACCUCCAACAAAGUUAAGAACCUCUGCACUAACCAUAUGCCAAGCUAAGUGUUUUUGGUGCCACCUAGUGGUCACAAUAAUUCAUUAGGUUAAGCUCAUUGCAUGUGAAGUGAAUGGUACAAA